CCGGCAUGGCUCCCAACAGCAGCCCGCGCAGGGUGGGGGUGUUGGGCUUUGGCCGCCUCGGACAGUCCCUGGUCUCCCACCUGCUGAGCCAGGGGCCAGACCUGGGCUUGGAGCUGGUGUUUGUCUGGAACCGGAACCCAGACCGCAUGGCGGGGCUCGUCCCUCCUUCCCUGCAGCUCCAGAACCUUGCGGAGCUGGGGGAGAGGCACCCGGACCUCGUGGUGGAAGUGGCUCACCCCAAAAUCACCCAGGAAUUUGGUGGCGGGAUCCUGCAGCAUGCAGACCUGCUGGUGGGGUCCCCCUCAGCCCUGGCGGAUGCGAGCACUGAGCAGCAGCUUCUGGAGGCGUCAGGCCGCUGGGGCCACUCCGUGUUCGUGGCGCGAGGGGCCCUGUGGGGCACAGAGGACAUCGCCCGGCUGGACGCGGCUGGGGGCCUCCAGAGCCUCCGGGUCACCAUGUCCACGCACCCCGCCGGCUUCAGGCUGGAGGGGCCCCUGGCCCAGGUGAGCUGCUCCGCGCCCCGCACGGUGCUCUACGAGGGGCCCGUCCGGGGCCUCUGCCCCCUGGCCCCCCGCAACUCCAACACCAUGGCGGCCGCCGCCCUGGCAGCCCCCAGCCUGGGCUUCGACGGCGUGAUCGGGGUGCUGGUGGCCGACCUCAGCCUCGCCGACAUGCACGUGGUGGAAGUGGAGCUGCGCGGACCCCCGGGCCCCUCGGGCCAGAGCUUCGCCGUGCGCACUCGCAGGGAGAACCCCGCGCAGCCGGGCGCCGUCACCGGCUCGGCCACUGUCACCGCCUUCUGGCGCAGUGUCCUGGGUUGCUGCCAGCUCCCCUCCAGGCCGGGGAUCCAACUCUGCUGAGAAGCCUGCGCCCUCCUGCACCACCCCUCACCCGGGCCCGCAGCUGCCCCGCCUCAGUUUCCCCGGAAAUC
Suncus etruscus (white-toothed pygmy shrew) is the source of this 931-nucleotide messenger RNA. RefSeq names its product aspartate dehydrogenase domain containing (gene ASPDH). The coding region runs from base 6 to 860 and encodes 284 amino acids. The transcript has 7 exons. Gene Ontology annotation, biological process: NAD+ biosynthetic process. NCBI's taxonomy places the organism in Eukaryota, Metazoa, Chordata, Mammalia, Eulipotyphla, Soricidae. Gene Ontology annotation, molecular function: L-aspartate dehydrogenase [NAD(P)+] activity; NADP binding. The record is from RefSeq and is a predicted model, not a curated record.